Messenger RNA from Geodia barretti, 639 nucleotides. The record is from the annotation of a GenBank genome assembly. NCBI's taxonomy places the organism in Eukaryota, Metazoa, Porifera, Demospongiae, Tetractinellida, Geodiidae.
AUGCACACUCACUACUCGCCAGACUCGGAGAUGAGCCCGGAACGUCUGGUCGCGCGGUGCCUGCAGGUCGGAUUGAACUGCAUCGCGGUCACGGACCACAACACGACCGAGGGCGCGUUCGUAGUUCGUGAAAUUGCACCGUUCAUGGUCAUCAUCGGCGAGGAAGUGGGCACAGAAGAGGGUGAGGUUACAGGGCUUUUCUUACAGGAGACGAUUCCCCGAGGGCUGACUCCGGUCGAGACUGCUCAGAGGAUCAGGGAGCAGGGCGGACUAGUGAGUCUCCCCCACCCUUUCGACAGGUUCAGAAGCGAGGUGAUAACCUGCAGGGGAAUCGAGGACGUUCUGCCGUAUGCAGACAUCGUAGAGGUGUUCAACUCGCGCAACAACAUGGACGCAGACAACCGAAAGGCCCACGAGUUCGCGAGGGAGCAUGGACUUCUGACAUCGGGUGUAAGCGACUCCCACACUCCUAUCGAGCUGGGCAGAACUUACGUGACGAUGCCCGAAUUCGACGGGACGCCGGCGGGUUUCAAAGAGGCGUUGGCACAGGGAACGAUUCACGGCAGGAAGAUGACACCCCUGAUCCACGCGGCAACCACGUUCACCAAGAUCAAGAAACGGCUACUGGGACGACGCUGA